Messenger RNA from Fraxinus pennsylvanica, 1182 nucleotides. The record is from the annotation of a GenBank genome assembly. NCBI's taxonomy places the organism in Eukaryota, Viridiplantae, Streptophyta, Magnoliopsida, Lamiales, Oleaceae.
AUGAUGCAAGCACAACUGUUUAUUUUUUUGGUAGAUCCGCAGGUUGAUUUUCCUUGUUUUAAUGUGCGGACUCUCCGAGGAAAUCCCAUUCCGAUUUUCAGAGAGCCCGCUAACAGAGAAAAGAUGGCGUGCUCCAGUAUGGUGAAAUUGAACGCCGCUGCCUCAUCUUGGAUCGGUGGACAGCAGACCUUUAAUCAACGGUCCGGAUCGGCCUGUCGUUUACCCUCCCGCCGUGUCUCUGUCAUCCGCGCCGGAUCUUAUACCGAUGAACUCGUCAAAACCGCUAAAUCAAUUGCAUCUCCAGGACGGGGCGAAUAUAUUUCCGGUGCCAUUCUCUUUGAGGAGACACUUUACCAGUCGACUACAGAUGGAAAGAAGUUCGUAGACUGUUUACGUGAUGAGAAUAUUGUACCUGGUAUCAAAGUUGACAAGGGUUUGGUUCCACUACCAGGAUCCAACAACGAAUCGUGGUGCCAAGGAUUAGAUGGAUUGGCUUCUAGAUCUGCUGAAUACUACAAGCAAGGGGCUCGUUUUGCGAAAUGGAGAACUGUUGUUAGCAUACCAUGUGGUCCUUCUGCUCUGGCUGUUAAGGAAGCUGCCUGGGGUCUUGCUCGAUAUGCUGCUAUUUCCCAGGACAAUGGUCUUGUGCCUAUUGUAGAACCCGAAAUUCUUCUUGAUGGAGACCACCCAAUCGAGAGGACACUAGAAGUUGCAGAGCAAGUGUGGUCAGAGGUCUUCUACUACUUAGCAGAAAACAAUGUUGUCUUUGAAGGGAUACUUCUUAAACCUAGCAUGGUAACUCCAGGCGCUGAACACAAAGAGAAGGCUUCACCAGAGACCAUUGCCAAAUACACACUCAACAUGCUAAAAAGGAGAGUACCUCCUGCAGUUCCAGGAAUUAUGUUCUUGUCAGGUGGACAAUCUGAAGUAGAGGCAACGUUGAAUCUCAACGCGAUGAACCAGAGUCCCAACCCAUGGCAUGUCUCUUUCUCCUAUGCACGAGCACUCCAGAACAGUGUGCUGAAAACAUGGCAAGGACACCCCGAGAAUGUAGAAGCUGGGCAAACAGCACUUUUGGUACGUUCUAAGGCCAACUCCUUGGCACAGCUCGGAAAGUACUCGGCUGAAGGCGAAGGGGAGGAUGCCAAGAAAGGAAUGUUCGUCAAGGGCUACACAUACUGA